CCAGUACAGUCACCAGUCAGCCACAGAUGAAAGGGGAAACCUUAUAAUAAAUCAUCGUUGGUACGUAGCCUACAGUCCCACCCAAGCAUAGAGAAACAAACAUGGCUGAUACAGAGACAGCCGAGGAAUCUUCUUCAGGAAUUUUGCAAGAAAUGUUCACGUCCCCGUUGAAUUUGAGUCUGCUUGGCCUCUGCAUAUUUAUUUUACUCAGAAUCUUCUGCGGAGACAAGCCUGCAGACAUGGGCGAGGUUGAGGAACCUCUGCCUAAACUCAAGAACAGAGAUUUCACUUUAGCGGAGCUGCAACCGUACGAUGGGCUUCAAAAUCGAAGAAUUCUCAUGGCUGUCAAUUCAAAGGUGUUUGAUGUAACCACAGGAAAGAAAUUAUACGGGCCAGUGGGUCCAUAUGGAUUGUUGGCUGGUAAAGAUGCCUCCAGGGGCCUGGCCACUUUCUGUCUGGAGAAGGAGGCCCUGAAAGACGCACACGAUGAUCUCUCGGACCUCAAUGCCAUGCAACAGGAGAGCCUCAACGAAUGGGAGACCCAGUUCACCCAAAAGUAUGACUAUGUUGGCAAACUUCUGAAACCUGGAGAGGAACCCUCUGAGUACACUGAUGACGAGGAGGUCAAGGACAAAAAUAAAGACUAGAACUCACAAGUGCACACAGGAAAAUCAGAUGCUUUAAUUAAUUUGGAUCAUGUGAUGCAUAUUGGCUUGUGGUGCGGCCAUUGAGCGAAAUGCUUUCUCCUGGAUGGCUUUUGCAUUAUAUUAUUGUCAUGGACCAUCACCUCUUAUGCUAUGUUCAUAUGCCACAGACCUUAAAGCCGCAAUCAGCAGUUGAAACAAUAACAAAGCAUUAUCAAGCCCCUGUUUGGGUAAAAAAAAAAUCUGGAUGCAGCGACUGACCAUCCAUGAUAUUAAAUUAUAGUUUUAACUAUGUUUUUUAGGCUAAAUAGUGUUUGUUUACAUUUACUUUGUUUACACACAUUGGAGUAAAACAAGCUUAUAUGUUGGGUUCUAAUGGGGUACGACAUUUUAACUAUUGAACUAAACUCUUGAGGCAUUUAUAAGUUAUAUUCGUCAAAAAUCAAGGGGUUAAUAUCAUUCAAUUAUAAGUCCAAAAGUGGAUGUAGCAACUGCAGAUUGCCCCUUUUAAUUUACCAAAAUGCACCAGAUUUUUAUGUUCAGGUUACAAUACAUUUUGAAUACCGUAGUGUCUUUGUAAAAGCAGUAUACAGGUAGUAUACACCUUUCUUGUAUUUCUCUACAUGUUUAUUGUUUGUAUAUGGUGAUGUUUUGUAUGUGAUCUUGCCGGAUUCUAUAUUUUAUUGUUCAUUUAAAAAACAAACAUCUUGAGCUACCUAUCAAACAAUCUUUUGUGUAUAAAACCAGUAGAUGACUGUAAUACCACGGAGGGGAACCACCAUGACCUAAUGAUGUGUGCCAGUGUGUAAGAUGGUGGACUGGAAAAAAAUGAGAAAAUUGGAACAUGUUUUGAGUGAAUAUGGAGUGGUGGAUCACACAGAACUUUUGGAAGAGCUACAGAAGCAAAUAGAACGUGACCAGAGUGGCGAUAAAUUAAUUGUGGUGGCAAAACCACAAAAUUAAUUGUGGUGGCACCCCAAAAAAAAAAAAAAAAAAAAAAAAAAAAAAAAAAUUGUGGUGGCAAAUGCGGUGAAGACCGCAGUGUUGGAGCCUCAUCAUGAUGAUCAAGAUGGUUCUAGCCCAGUGGGAAUUAGAUUUUUGUAGAGAAUGUAUCCUUGCCUUCUGGCAGAUCCGUAUGUGAUGUCAGGUUGGGUGGAGAAGAGGUUUGGGAAUGUUAGGUCGGUGAAGGUGACUCGAAGUAGAAUCAUUUUUAUUUUUUGUGUUUCUGUCAUCCAGAGGGAGUAUGCACUCCGCAUCACACGACUGAGGACAAGAACUGUGACUUGCUUUCCUCUCUGGAGCAAGGUGCCGCUGAAAGGAGUGAUAACUGGAGUGCCGUUAAGUGUUACAUUUACAUUUUACAUUUUAGUCAUUUAGCAGACGCUCUUAUCCAGAGCGACUUACAGUAGAGUGCAUACAUUCUUAUUACAUUUUUACAUACUGAGACAAGGAUAUCCCUACCGGCCAAACCCUCCCUAACCCGGACAACGCUAUGCCAAUUGUGCGUCGCCCCACGGACCUCCCGGUUGCGGCCGGCUGCGACAGAGCCUGGGCGCGAACCCAGAGACUCUGGUGGCGCAGCUAGCACUGCGAUGCAGUGCCCUAGACCACUGCACCACCCGGGAGGUCGUCGAGGAGGAUGUGUUGAGGAGGAUCAAAUGAAGUUAAAGAUUCUCAGUGUCUGUGACGCCCGCCGUUUGGUGUGACGCAGACCCGGUGGAGAAUGGUGAAACUGAGAAGACACUGUCUGCACUACUGAGUUUUUAUGCAGAGUUUUUACCAAAUAAAGUGAAGUAAUGAUGUCCGUUAUCCCAUGAGAGCUUUUGUCCCAAACCCAUUACAGUGUUUAAGGUGUCAAGCUUAUAGUCAUGUUGUAGGAGGGAGAUUCCUAGAUGUGAGAAGUGUGCAGGAGGACAUGAGACAGGAAUGUGUAGUUUCUGUGGAAAAAGUUGUGUAUAAACUGUAGGGGUAACCAUGGUGCUGGAGAUCAGAGGUGUCUGGUGAGAGAAAGGCAGGUUGAGGUUGCCAGGAUCAGAGUAGUGUAGAAGGUGUCACAUGCUGAGGCAGUGAAGAGAGUAGUAAAGAAAGAUGGGUCCAAGGUGAGGGAGUAGGCCAAUAGAGAGUGAUAGGAAUAACGUGCUUCUGUAAGGUUGUUUUUUUAGCUUUCAUUGCCAUUGCUGUCAACUUUACCGCAGGAAUGGAUCAUAGAUCACAGAGGAUAGAUGUUGUGGUGGCAGCUGCAGAGAUGUACUUGGGUGUAUGAGAUUUUACUGAAGAAGACUUACAAGGUGUUUUGAACGAUAGUGUCCCAUCCUUCCAGGCUGCUGGCCUUGUGUCGGAUCAGCCAAAGUAGUGGUGUAGGGUUAGUUGGUAGGACAAUUUUUUUCACAAAGUGUAUUGAAUUCAUACUAAAGAAUAGUAGGCUGAUGCACAGCCAAUACAAUAGGUGGCUGAAUGCAUCUAUAACAUUUGUUUGUGGACCACCAUAAUACCAAAGAAGAAGGAGGCAGAGGUCGGAUGGCGCGUUGAGUAAAGUUUAUGGAAAUUAGUGUAAAACUGUAGCAUUGAAGAAUGGCGCAAAACGGGUUAAAGUUGUUAAUGAAGAUAGGACUCGGUUUGAUAAUGCCUCGUUCUUUUUGGAGUAAUUUUUCAUAGAUAAAAAUGUAAUUUUGAGACAUCCAUUUGCGGUCAAGGAGAGGGUGGAGGGUGUACUGGGAAAGGUGGAGUCAAAGUGACCAGGAGUGGUAUGGUGUUGAUGUAUUGUAUAUCACAAGAACAAAAAUAAACUGUGUCUCUGGGAGUUAUCAGAGUAUGAUGUAGAAAGCUUUGAUUUUCUGAACAGGGCACCGGUAAAAGGUGUCAUCUCUGGCGUCGUUGUGGAAUUUAAGGCUGGAAAUCUAAAGCACCACGUUUCACGUACCAGGAGUAGUAGAUGCAAGUCCAUUGAACCUUAUGGUGAAUGGGAGAAACAGUGGCGACCUGUAAUUUUUGGCCUGUUUUGCAUGUUAUUUUGCCAUUAAUACGUGUCACAUAUAAUUUUGCAAACAAUGUAAAAUACAUAUAUUGAGUUAAUAAAGCCGCAUACAAGCAUGG
Messenger RNA from Salvelinus fontinalis (brook trout), 3737 nucleotides. Its product is annotated as membrane-associated progesterone receptor component 1-like. The record is from RefSeq and is a predicted model, not a curated record. Lineage: Eukaryota; Metazoa; Chordata; Actinopteri; Salmoniformes; Salmonidae. The coding region runs from base 102 to 647 and encodes 181 amino acids. The transcript is spliced from 3 exons. Gene Ontology annotation, cellular component: endomembrane system; membrane.